Molecule: messenger RNA, 619 nt
Organism: Pogoniulus pusillus (Red-fronted tinkerbird)
Lineage: Eukaryota; Metazoa; Chordata; Aves; Piciformes; Lybiidae
Product: beta-microseminoprotein-like
Exons: 4
Coding region: 42-377 (111 amino acids)
Source: RefSeq, a predicted model, not a curated record
UUCUGGAGACUUGGAAAUCUUUGGAAGCCAAGCAUUCCACAAUGAAGGGUUUUCUGGCUUUUCUCCUUGUAAUGGGCAUUGUGGUGACACUGAGUGAUGCAUACUGCUUUAGUGAAUUUUACAAGCCAUGGUACUCCAAAAAAGGCUGUUUAGUGGAUGGAAAGCUAUACCCUUUUGGAGAGAUUGAGAAGACAGAAAAUUGCCUCAGAUGCAGCUGCAGCCGAAAAGCAUUGCAUUGCUGCUCAAUUUUACCUAGUCGCUUCUCUUACGACAAAGACGCCUGCGAAGUCAUUUUAAACAUGGAAACUUGUGACUAUGACGUGGUACAGAAGAAAGACUCCUCAAAGAAGUGUUCUGGCUUUUCUGCCGUGGGCUAACUACUUACCUGCUCCAAAUUUCUCUGUGUUAUGAAAUUCCCUUCCUACAGAUACUUUGCUAUCAGAAAGAAGCUCAGAGGCAUGGGAGAUCUUUUAAAAGACAGUACAUCAGCAGCUUAAUUCUAAUCUCCUGAUUGUUCUAAUUCAGUAUGCAAGACGCAUAACCACAUACAUCUCAUUUGUCGUUACUUGCAUUGAUAUCACUGAGCUUUUUUGAGUACAAUAAAUCCAGAUGAAACAUC